Messenger RNA from Penicillium canariense, 2484 nucleotides. RefSeq names its product cullin family protein. Gene Ontology annotation, molecular function: ubiquitin protein ligase binding. Gene Ontology annotation, cellular component: Cul3-RING ubiquitin ligase complex. The transcript is spliced from 4 exons. Gene Ontology annotation, biological process: protein ubiquitination; ubiquitin-dependent protein catabolic process. NCBI's taxonomy places the organism in Eukaryota, Fungi, Ascomycota, Eurotiomycetes, Eurotiales, Aspergillaceae. The record is from RefSeq and is a predicted model, not a curated record. Bases 1 to 2484 code for a protein of 827 amino acids.
AUGGCGGCCAUGAGAGCUCGGCACAAGAUUCGAGCUCCUCGAAGGGGUGCCGCAUCUGCGCCGAAAGAAGACUUCGACACGAUCUGGACAGUUCUCGCGUCAUCACUCACAGAAAUUAACACAAAAAAUGCCUCCUCCCUUUCAUUCGAAGAGCUCUAUCGCAAUGCAUACAAGAUCGUGUUGAUGAUGCGGGGUGACGACCUCUAUGAGCGAGUCACCCAAUUCGAGGAGGACUGGCUGCGGGGUCAGGUCCAAAGACAGAUCACCGAGUCCAUCUCACCUUUUCUCGUGCGGGCACAGAAUGCGCAGAACUCUACGGAUGUGCAAGACCAGUCAAAUGAGAGGCGAGCUGCGGGGGAGCGCUUUUUGGCCGUCUUGAAGGAGGCGUGGGAAGAUCACCAGCUCUGCAUGGGCAUGAUCACCGAUGUUUUAAUGUAUAUGGACCGCAUAAUCUCCGCAGAUCGCACAAAGCCCUCCAUCUACGUCGUGUCCAUGGCUCUCUUCCGCGACCAUGUGCUCCGGGCUCCCGUUCGUCCUGAUUCUGAUAUCACCGUGGCAGAUGUGCUGGAGUCUACAGUGCUUUUCAUGAUCCACCUGGAACGCGCAGGUCAUAUUAUCGAACGGCCAUUGAUUGGACAUUGCAUGCAGAUGUUGGAGGGUCUCUACGAGACCGUCACCGAGGAGGAAAGCUCCAAGCUAUACCUCACCACGUUCGAACCAGCUUUCCUGAAAACCAGCAAGGACUUCUACAGGGAUGAGGGGCGCCGUUUAUUGGAGGUUGGAGACGCUGCAACUUUCUGCCGAAUCGCAUCUCAACGCAUAGCUGAAGAACACGAACGGUGCCGUUAUACACUCUCCACUAUGACCGAGCCGAGAAUUUUUGAAGUGCUGGAUAACGAAUUGAUCCGGAAUCAUAUCGAAGAAGUGGUUCAGCUGGAAGGAACAGGUGUUCGACACAUGCUCGAUCACAAGUUGCUGGAUGGGCUGCGGGAUGUCUACACUCUUAACGCCAGAGUGGACGAGAAGAAGGGGGCACUCACUAGGGCAGUGAGCAAGCGAGUAGUAGAACUGGGCAGCGAAAUCAACGCCUCGUCCAUUGCUCUGCCACCGACUCAGUCUACUACUGAUAAAGAUGCCGGCAGUGAGAAGAAGGAGAAAGGCAAAGAGAGAGAGCGACCGGUGAACCAGCAGACAGUAUUGGCGAUCAAAUGGGUCGACGACAUCUUGGCUCUGAAGCGGCAAUUCGACAAUGUCUGGGAGAGUUCUUUCAAGUCUGACCAGAAUCUGCAUAAGUCAAUCGAGGACAGCUUUAGGGAGUUCAUCAACAUGAAUGCCCGCAGCUCCGAAUAUCUCUCUCUCUUUUUCGACGAGAACCUCAAAAAGGGUAUCAAGGGCAAGACAGAGAGCGAGGUGGAUGCUCUUCUCGACAAUGGCAUCACGCUCCUGCGAUAUGUCAAAGAUAAGGACCUGUUCGAGAACUACUACAAGAAGCAUCUCUCCCGGCGGCUGUUGAUGAAGCGUUCUGCCAGCAUGGAUGCAGAGCGACAGAUGAUCUCUAAGAUGAAGAUGGAAGUCGGCAAUCAGUUCACACAGCGCAUCGAAGCCAUGUUCAAAGACAUGACCGUCUCUGAGGACCUCACUGCGAGCUAUAAGGAUCAUAUCGCUCGCAGUGCAGACCCAGAUCAAAAGCGGGUUGACCUGGACAUCAAUGUUCUUACCAGUACGAUGUGGCCCAUGGAGAUCAUGGUCAAUACUAAAGACGGCCGAGUCCAGCUACCCUGCAUCUUCCCGCGCGAGAUCGAGCAUCUCAAGCAGAGCUUCGAGAAGUUCUACCUCGACAAGCACAGCGGCCGGAAGCUGUCUUGGCAAGCUAGCAUGGGUACGGCGGAUAUUCGCGCCACUUUCCAACGGAGUAACGGCAAGACCCAGCGUUACGAGCUCAACGUGUCCACAUACGCACUUAUCAUUCUCGUCCUCUUCAAUGAUGUACCCGACGGCGAAUCGCUGACCUAUGCCGAAAUCCAAGCGCGCACCCGCAUCACUGACCACGACCUCAUCCGCAAUCUGCAGUCGCUGGCGGUCGCCCCGAAGACGCGAGUCCUGAAGAAGGAGCCCAUGAGCAAAGACGUCAAGCCUACGGACCGAUUCUUCUUCAAUAACGACUUCCAAAGCCAGUUCAUGAAGGUGCGCAUUGGCGUUGUCAGCGGGGGUGCGAAUAAGGUUGAGAACCAGGAUCAGCGUAAGGAGACGGAGAAGAAGAUGAAUGACGAGCGCGGUGGCAGCAUCGAGGCCGCCAUCGUCCGAAUCAUGAAACAACGCAAGAAGCUUGGUCAUCUUGGCUUGAUGAACGAGGUCCUCGCGCAACUGGCAUCUCGCUUCGUUCCUGACGUGAACAUGGUCAAGCGCCGAAUUGAAAGCCUAAUCGAUCGCGAGUAUUUGGAGCGUUUGGAUGAUGAUCCUGCCACCUACGGCUAUGUCGCAUAA